AUGGAUCCAAUUGCCACCCCUAAUAAAAGGUAUACGCUCAUCAAAGUUUUGUUGAAAGUUGAUUUUAUUGAUUAUAAUUGUGGUGAAAGGUUAGUAAUGGGAAAAAUAAAUAGAAACAAAUACAAAGGCUUUGUAGACAGUCCUCACAAGAUGUAUGCUGAAAACCUUGGCUGGGAACUGGACUCUCAGGAUCUUAGAGAUGCCUUUGCUGAACAGCCGGGAUUACUGGGUGCUCGAGUCGUCUAUGAGAAGGACAAUGGAAGAUCUCGAGGUUUUGGAUUCGUUACUUUUGAAACUGCUGAGGAUUUACAGGCUGCUUUGAAGGCUAUGAACGGCGUGGAGGUUCAGGAUUGGCCGCUGCGAUUGAAUUUGGCUGCAGAGAGGAAACCUUCUUCUCCUCCUCCAGUAAUUGAGGAAAGUACAGCAAGCAAUGUCUAUCAUACUUUCUCUAAUCUGAAUAUUAUGCAUUGGAAGAUCCAAGUCAUAUGGUCUAGUUGCCUUCAUUUAAUUAUAAUUUUUCAUUUUAAAAUAUGACGAUCUGACUAAUAUUUAUUUUUGCUUAUGAUGGUUUUAUUAUGUUAUAUUAUAUUGGAAAAUAUUUACAUAAGAAAAAUAUGAUUUUACCUUCUUUCAGGUUUCA
This is a messenger RNA of Lathyrus oleraceus (garden pea), 640 nucleotides long. RefSeq names its product 33 kDa ribonucleoprotein, chloroplastic. NCBI's taxonomy places the organism in Eukaryota, Viridiplantae, Streptophyta, Magnoliopsida, Fabales, Fabaceae. The transcript is spliced from 3 exons. Gene Ontology annotation, biological process: chloroplast rRNA processing. Bases 1 to 534 code for a protein of 177 amino acids. The record is from RefSeq and is a predicted model, not a curated record. Gene Ontology annotation, cellular component: chloroplast thylakoid membrane. Gene Ontology annotation, molecular function: mRNA binding.